Molecule: messenger RNA, 4210 nt
Organism: Austrofundulus limnaeus
Lineage: Eukaryota; Metazoa; Chordata; Actinopteri; Cyprinodontiformes; Rivulidae
Gene: picalmb
Product: phosphatidylinositol binding clathrin assembly protein b
Exons: 24
Coding region: 469-2679 (736 amino acids)
Biological process (GO): clathrin-dependent endocytosis; clathrin coat assembly; synaptic vesicle budding from presynaptic endocytic zone membrane
Cellular component (GO): clathrin-coated pit; clathrin-coated vesicle; extrinsic component of presynaptic endocytic zone membrane
Molecular function (GO): clathrin heavy chain binding; 1-phosphatidylinositol binding; phosphatidylinositol-4,5-bisphosphate binding
Source: RefSeq, a predicted model, not a curated record
GGAGGAGGAGGAGAAAGAGGAGGAGGAACCGCGACGACGACUUGCGGAGCGGCGGAGGCAGGAUCCGGCGAUCCACAUCGGGAUGAGAGCGAGACACAGACCCGGGUCGGAUGAGUCAGCGAGCGGACCUUUCCCCUUCUUUUUUUUAAACAACUACACUAAAAUCUGAAUGAACCCGGACGGAGUCAACGAGACAGAAACGAUCCAAUAUUUUUUUUAUUUUUGAUAAUUUUGUCGUCAGAUUCCGCUUCCCUUUAUAUUCCGCCCUCCUCUGGUCCGCGGCUGCCAUCGUCUAGUUUUGAUUUUCAUUUCCACCGAGAGAGGUGGGWAAAAAGAGGGGCUCGGAGAGGCUUCGGAAGAACUGGACUCUUGACAUUCUCCUUUAAAAAGAAAACCCCGGUAAAAACUCCUGGUAUCGGCUCGUAGCCUCGCAUUUCUACGCCUUUUGUUGCGGUGAGUGAAGCGAAGAUGUCUGGACAGAGCAUUACGGACAGGAUAACUGCAGCCCAGCACAGUGUAACGGGAUCCGCCGUGUCGAAAACAGUAUGCAAGGCCACCACGCACGAAAUAAUGGGCCCGAAGAAGAAACACUUGGAUUAUUUGAUCCACUGCACCAAUGAGAUGAACGUGAACAUUCCCCAACUGGCUGACUCUCUGUUUGAGAGGACCACCAACACCAGCUGGGUGGUCGUGUUCAAGUCCCUCAUCACCACACACCACCUCAUGGUCUACGGCAAUGAGCGUUUUAUCCAGUACUUGGCCUCCAGGAAUACACUUUUCAACCUCAGUAAUUUUUUGGACAAAAGUGGGCUACAAGGCUACGACAUGUCAACGUUUAUCAGGCGGUAUAGUCGUUACCUGAAUGAGAAAGCUGUGUCGUACAGACAGGUUGCCUUUGACUUCACAAAAGUUAAACGCGGUGUUGAUGGUGUAAUGAGGACCAUGAAUACAGAGAAACUGCUCAAGACCAUCCCCAUCAUUCAGAACCAGAUGGACGCCCUUCUUGAUUUCAAUGUCAAUGCCAACGAGCUGACUAAUGGAGUCAUCAAUGCAGCCUUCAUGCUCCUCUUCAAAGACUCAAUCAGGCUCUUUGCUGCUUACAACGAAGGCAUCAUCAACCUGCUCGAGAAAUACUUUGACAUGAAGAAGACCCAGUGUAAAGAAGGUUUGGACAUUUACAAAAAGUUUCUCACACGAAUGACUCGGAUAUCAGAAUUCCUUAAAGUAGCRGAGCAAGUGGGAAUCGAUCGAGGUGACAUCCCAGAUCUCUCACAGUUCACAGUUUGUGCUCCCAGUAGCCUCCUGGAAGCUCUGGAGCAACAUCUGGCCUCUUUAGAGGGCAAGAAAGUCAAAGACUCCACUGCAGCUAGCAGGGCCAGCACUCUGUCGAACGCAGUGUCGUCACUGGCCAGCACCGGGAUGUCUUUCACUAAAGUGGAUGAGCGAGAGAAGCAGGCGGCUCUGGAGGAGGAGCAGGCCCGACUCAAAGCUCUGAAGGAACAGAGACUUAAGGAGCUCUCCAAGAGGCCGUCCUUUGCCACAACAGAUACAUCGCCAGUUUCCACCACCGGGGGCACCAUCAGCACUGCACCGACCAUCGACCUCUUCUCCACACCCAGCUGCUCAAACGGUGCAGUGAAGAUGGAGGGCGACCUUUUUGACCUGCAGUCAACUUUCCAGCCUCCCCUGCAGUCCGGCUCCACAGGGCUUCCAGCAGCAACGGCGUGGGCAGAUCCUUUCACCUCUGCCGAAGCGGGAGAUGAUUCCAUGCCAAACYUUAACCCUUUCCUCUCAAAACUCGUUGUCGAAGCCACUCACUUACCUGUCGUGUCUUCAGAUGGUGUUAGCUUUUCCUCUAGGACAUCCGGUCAUGAAGUGUUUGGUGAUCUUUACAAUCCCUUUACUGACACAAACUCAUCCGUUUCAACCAAUUACAAACGCACAGUGCGGAUAGAGCCGUCCGUCUCAGACUCCUUCUGUGGCCCGGUGUCCGUCGCUCAGCACCUCCCUCACCAGGCUCCCUUCCCCGCCGAGCCCUCUGCCGUAGCAGGUCUAUUCAGAGGAUACUCAGCACCACAGGGCCCACCGCAGCAUCCAGCAGGGGGACUCCAGGUGGACUUUGAGUCUGUUUUUGGAAACAAAGCCAGCGGCGGCACCAGCCUCAACUCUGACGAUCUGACGGGAGGCAUCCUGAAGCCGACUCUAGCUGGGUCCAACCAGUCGUCCAAUCAGCAGCCUGAAAAGUUGGUGUCGGACGACCUCGACUCCUCUCUGGCCAACCUCGUCGGCAACCUCGGCAUCGGAAACGGCACCAUGAAGAAUGACAUCCACUGGAGCCAGCCGGGGGAGAAGAGGAUGACCGGCGGCACCAACUGGCAGCCCAAGGCGGCGCCCACCACGACCUGGAACCCUGUCUCUAUGCCGCCGUCAAUCAUGGCCUUCCCUGCCACCACGCCCACAGGCAUGAUGGGAUAUCCCGUGCCUCCACAGAUGGGCUCCAUGGGGAUGAUGAACCCACCCACCAUGAUGUACUCCCAGCCUGUCAUGAGGCCUCCCAACCCCUUCGGCUCCGUGUCCAGUGCUCAGCCCUCUGCAGCCUCUAGUCCUUCCAGCCAGAGUCCUCUCCGAGCCCCUGGACAGGACCCGUUUGCACACCUCUCUCUCAAGGAUUUCUUGUAGAGCAUCUCUUUAGAUGCAGUUCAUGUAAUUUGAAGGAAGUGUCUCUCAGAAGAUGAAGCACUUAGCAGCAAAACUUUGUCCUCGUUGCAGUUUAUAACUCUUCAGAGAAGCAUCCAUCCCCCCCACCUCGAAUACAGACACGUCAACACAGCGGAGCACCGACUGUCAGAAAUCAUGAUAACCAUGUUCCAAAUGAYGUUUGGCCGAUCGCUCGCACCCAUUUUCCUUCUGUAAUAACUUGUCCAAAACGUCGAGUGAUGCUGCUUUCUAACUUCCUCCCCAUAAAAAGGACUUCUUCUCCAUUUUACAGUGUACUCUGUAAAGAURGUUCGGGUGCUGAGAAAUUAAAAAUGUUAUGUAUUUGGAGAUGUUGUUGUGAUCGGACGGGGGGGGAAAGGAAAAAAAAAGGCCUUUGAUUUUCAAUGGGGAAAAAGGGGUGAUGGAAGUAAACGGGGAGCGUCUCUUCCYUUCCUCGAUCCGAUCAUCAGUCAACCGAAACCCUCGCAGUUAAUUAAACUCUGUCACCAAGUAGUGAUGCUAAUGACGUUUACACCUGUUUUAGUUUUCGUCUUUUUUACCGUGUUUACAGUAGACAUUCCUUGUGUGUUGUUUGUAUUUAUUUAUGAUCAUCGGUUUAAGAUUUUUUUGCGGGGCUGAAAUUAAAAAGAAAAAUAUUAAUGUAAAAUCUACAGUUGGUUGAACACACGUGGGAGUGCUUCAGCAUUAAAACAAGGAUCUCAGACUAUCAUUAAGAGGUAGAGUUGAAAAUAGAUAUAUAAAUUACACCUUAAUAAAUGGAAUGAUAGAGCACUAAAUAUUAAAGUUUUGUGUUAAGGAUUUUUUUUUCUUAUUUUUCUCUUUUUAUAGAUGAAAGAAUCUCCAUUGUACUUACAGUGCCRGGGUUAGUCAGUUACCAGUAUAUAGCGUGCCUGUAGGGUUUUACUUGGAUCGGACUCCUGAUUAAAAAAUAAUAAUAAUAAUUAAUUAAAAUAAAAUCACUUCAUCCACGAAUCGGAAGCGUCUCACUGGGUGGUGGGCUCCAUUUGCUUUAAGCUUGGCAUGCCGUUGACUCACUGACUGUAAUCAAGGCUGCCUUUUUACUCUGAAUGUGAAAGAGUUGUCUUCAUGUUGCACACAUCUUUCCGGUUCCUCAGCAAGGUGAUGAGGAGGUUGGUUGACAAAAUGCGAGUUGGGAUGAAGGUUUUUAAAAAGGAAAAAUAUGGGGUUGGUGUAAAAUAAUUGUACAAAAACAAAGAAAAAAAAGAUGCAGAGUAGUGGGGUAGAGCGGAGCAGCACUGUUGAUCGGUGCCCUGUGUAUAUAAACACUGACUGUUCUUUGAGCGCAUAAACGGUGAAAGAUGUAUGAAAUAUGAAAGCAAUUCAAUCAAAUUUGACUCUACCUAAGUUUGAUUCAGGAUCUUCUCUGCGUUUGUCUUCGCAGAUUUUUUUCUUUAUUGUAAUUAGAUCGUGUAGCAGACAAUGACUGAAGUUUUUUUUCUUUUUUCAAAUAAAGAGCAGCUUCCACAAAGAA